Molecule: messenger RNA, 1293 nt
Organism: Zasmidium cellare ATCC 36951
Lineage: Eukaryota; Fungi; Ascomycota; Dothideomycetes; Mycosphaerellales; Mycosphaerellaceae
Exons: 2
Coding region: 1-1293 (430 amino acids)
Biological process (GO): secondary metabolite biosynthetic process
Molecular function (GO): monooxygenase activity; FAD binding
Source: RefSeq, a predicted model, not a curated record
AUGAAAAUCGCCAUAGUAGGAGCCGGACUCGGCGGUCUCACCGCAGCAAUAUGCUUCUCCAAAGCCGGACACGAAGUCGUGGUCUUCGAAAAGCAGCCCGGUCAAUCACCCACAGGCGGCAUCCUCGGGCUCAGACCGAGCGCCCUGCGAGUUCUGUACGAGCAUGGACUGAGAGAGAAGAUCGAGGCGAUCUCACAACCUCUUGGAGAGAGUCAAUUCAAGAUGCUACCGGAUGGGAAGGUGAUGAGGACGAGUGAUUUGCACGAGGAUCAGGUCGCUGGGGAGGGCUUGAUGUUGAUGACUGUAAGGCAGAAGUUGGCGAAGGUGCUGUAUGAAGCGACGAUGGAGUGCGGGGUGGAAGUGAAGUACGGGGUUGCUGUGGAGGAUUUUGAGGAAGAUGAUAAGGAAGUCAAGCUCACCUUCGAGGACGGAUCUACUUACACCGCCGACAUGGUCCUAGCAGCAGACGGCAUCCGCUCACGACUGAGAUCCAAAAUCCUCGCAGAUAUUCCAACAACCGAACACGAUCCUGUCAUUACAGACGCAACCUUUUACGUCUUUCACAUUCCCGCAACUCAAUUGAACGAUUCCAUCAAACAACGCAUGUCCAAAACCAGCGGACCCUGGAUGAGCAUGUCCGCUUGGAUCGGCAAAGACACCUGGGCGAUGAGCGCUUUCGACUCCCUAAACGACUACCUCAACUUGGGUCUCGCGAUCGUCGAGCCCACCAGCCAGACGAGCCUCUGGAACGAAGGCGGCGACGUCAAGUACGUGCAAGACUAUUUCCAGAAUCGAGCAUGUGAAGACGUUCGGGAGUCUCUCAACCUGGCGGAUCACUGCGACCGCUGGCGUCUGGCAUGGAUGCCCGACCUACCUCGCUGGACGAGUCUCAGCGGCCGCGUCGCAUUACUCGGAGAUGCCGCCCACGCGAUCCUCCCGAACGGCGGAGCAGGCAUCACGCUCACGAUGGAGGAUAUCGGAGCUCUCAACUAUCUCUUCCGCCAACAAGGCACUUCAGACAUCCCGAAGACGCUGAGACUCUGGAACAAGGCUUGUAAGCCAAGAUCAGACAAGCUGCGUGAGUUUGGGUGCUUCAAUAUGCGGAGACUGGAGGGGGAUAAAGAGGCUCUGGCGCUCACGCAGAAGGCUAUGCAGGAGGAGGCGGGGAUUGAUCGGAAGGCGGUGGAGCCUGAUAUGAAUGCUCCGUUUAGCAAGUUGGCGUUUUCGAGGUGGCUGUCGGGAUAUGAUCCUGUUGCUGCGGCAGAAGCCGUUCUUCGGAGCGAGAAAUCGUAG